CCAUUAUAAUGAUAGUGAUGUUCCUGGCUGCCUGGUCUCCAUAUUCAAUUGUGUGUUUGUGGGCAUCAUUUGGUGACCCCAAAAAGAUUCCAGCUCCAAUGGCCAUAAUUGCCCCACUCUUUGCCAAGUCCUCCACCUUUUACAAUCCUUGCAUCUAUAUCAUCGCCAACAAGAAGUUCAGGAGAGCCAUCAUGGGUAUGUUACGAUGUCAAACACGACAGAGAAUCACUAUUAGCAACCAACUUCCAAUGACGGCAUCAUCUGCACCACUCAACCCCUAA
Sinocyclocheilus rhinocerous is the source of this 281-nucleotide messenger RNA. Its product is annotated as visual pigment-like receptor peropsin. Gene Ontology annotation, cellular component: membrane. The transcript is spliced from 2 exons. Lineage: Eukaryota; Metazoa; Chordata; Actinopteri; Cypriniformes; Cyprinidae. Bases 9 to 281 code for a protein of 90 amino acids. The record is from RefSeq and is a predicted model, not a curated record. Gene Ontology annotation, biological process: G protein-coupled receptor signaling pathway; visual perception.